This is a messenger RNA of Rhinocladiella mackenziei CBS 650.93, 384 nucleotides long. RefSeq lists its product as uncharacterized. Gene Ontology annotation, molecular function: heme binding. Gene Ontology annotation, cellular component: endoplasmic reticulum membrane; intracellular membrane-bounded organelle. The record is from RefSeq and is a predicted model, not a curated record. Bases 1 to 384 code for a protein of 127 amino acids. Lineage: Eukaryota; Fungi; Ascomycota; Eurotiomycetes; Chaetothyriales; Herpotrichiellaceae. Gene Ontology annotation, biological process: sterol biosynthetic process. The transcript has 3 exons.
AUGGCCUCCAAUCAACUCCGGGUACUCACCUCCGAAGACCUUGCUUCACAUCGUCAAAAAGAAGAUCUAUAUGUGGUCGUGCAUAACAAAGUAUACAACAUAAGUCCCUUCGUCACUGAACAUCCAGGUGGCGAGGACGCCUUGUUGGACGUGGCAGGGACGGAUGCCACCGAAGCCUUUGAGGAUGUUGGGCACAGCGAUGAAGCUCGUGCACUUCUGAAAGGCUUCUUGGUGGGGGAGUUCAAACAGACGUCGCCGAAAGAGUCCGUCAGGACCGCGUCACAUCACACGCCCAUGCAGGGGGAUCGUUCCGUAUUAUCAAGUCGACUAUAUCUGCCGUUGCUGGUGGUGCUGGUGCUAAUUGCUGUCCUGUAUCUCCGGUGA